Molecule: messenger RNA, 828 nt
Organism: Aspergillus welwitschiae
Lineage: Eukaryota; Fungi; Ascomycota; Eurotiomycetes; Eurotiales; Aspergillaceae
Exons: 1
Coding region: 1-828 (275 amino acids)
Biological process (GO): GPI anchor biosynthetic process
Cellular component (GO): endoplasmic reticulum
Molecular function (GO): N-acetylglucosaminylphosphatidylinositol deacetylase activity
Source: RefSeq, a predicted model, not a curated record
AUGAAGACUUACGGUCUCUGGAGCACGCUGGCCGCCCUUGGGUCAUUCACCCUUUCGUCUGCAAAGACCAUCAACUUCGUCGCACACGAGGAUGACGAUCUCCUCUUCCUCAGUCCGGACCUGAUCCGAGACAUUCUUUCAGGCGAGCCCAUUCGUACUGUGUUCCUGACUGCGGGAGAUGCAGGACUGGGAUCCGACUACUGGAAUGCGCGCGAGGAGGGCUCGCGCGCUGCUUAUGCGCGCAUGGCCGUGGCGAGCAACAACUGGGACGAAGAUGUGAUCUUUGUCGGAGACAAGUCCAUCACCCUCUACACGCUGCAAGACGACGAUGACAUCUCCCUGGCGUUUAUGCACUUGCCGGAUGGCAACAUGGAUGGAACCGGCUUCGGCCCCGACCAGAACGACAGCUUGCAGAAGCUGUGGAACGGCGACAUUGACGUGAUCCGGACCAUUGAUGGGUCGGGGAUCGAGUACACGAGAGACGAAUUGCUUGAGACCAUUGCCGCCCUGAUUGAUGACUUUGACCCCGACGAGGUCAAGACGGGUGACUAUGUCAACGACUUUGGUGAUGGCGACCACAGCGACCACUAUGCUUGCGGUUACUUUGUCGACAAUGCGUUGCAGCAGGCCGACAGCGAUGCUGGGCUGACGGGAUACUACGGGUAUCCCAUCCAGUACAUGGACGUCAACUUGGACGACUCGGACAUUGAAGACAAGACGAACAUCUUCUACGAAUAUGCUGAUUACGACACUGCCACCUGUGCCUCUGACGAUGCUUGCUCGAGCCGGCCUGAGUCUGCUUGGUUGCUGCGCGAGUACGAGGUUUAA